Molecule: messenger RNA, 1573 nt
Organism: Oryzias latipes (Japanese medaka)
Lineage: Eukaryota; Metazoa; Chordata; Actinopteri; Beloniformes; Adrianichthyidae
Gene: ftr67
Product: finTRIM family, member 67
Molecular function (GO): zinc ion binding
Source: RefSeq, a predicted model, not a curated record
UUCCUGUUUCCGAUUACGCCAUCCUAGAUGGCUCCUCCCCUUCGUCUCUUGUAAACAGAGCUGCUGUCCGUUGUUUUUGUCAGCACUUGCUGCUCUUCUUCAAAGAUGGCUCAGGCGGGGGUUAUUCUGGACCUGGACCACUUUAACUGCUCCGUGUGUCUGGACGUGCUGAAGAGUCCGGUCACGAUCCCGUGCGGACACAGCUACUGCCACAACUGCAUCCAGAACUACUGGGACCAGGACGACUACCUCGGGGUGUUCGCCUGCCCGCAGUGCCGGCAGACCUUCAACCCGAGGCCGGCGCUGGCUCGGAGCACCAUGCUGGCCGACGUGGUGGAGAAGUUCAAGGAGACGCGGGUCCGGGAGACGUCUCCGCCGGCGGCCGAGCGCGGCCUCGCGGGCGCCGACGACGUGGAGUGCGACGUGUGCGCGGUCCGGAAGAACCGGGCGGUGAAGUCGUGCCUGGUGUGUUUGGCCUCCUACUGCGACGCCCACGUCCAGCCCCACUACGAGUCCGCCGCCUUCAAGAAGCACAGGCUGGUGUCGGCCUCCAAGCACCUGCGGGAGACCAUCUGCCCCGUGCACGACAAGCUGCUGGAGGUGUACUGCCGCACCGACCGCCGCUGCAUCUGCUACCUGUGUCUGACGGACGAGCACAAAGGCCACGACACCGCGCUGGCGGACGCAGAGAUCCAGCAGAUCCAGAGGGAGCUGGAUGACAUGAAGCAGAGUUCCCACAUGAGGAUUCAGCAAAGAGAAAAGGCCGUUCAGGAGCUCAAAGAAGCUAUUUUAUCUCUCACUCGUUCGGCUCGGGCGGCGGCCGAGGAGAGCGACUACGUCUUCACCGAGCUCAUCCGUUCAGUCGAGCUGAAGCGCUUCGAGGUCCGGGAGCUGAUCAAGGCGCAGGAGAAGACCGCCGUCAGCGAGGCCGAGCAGCUGCUGGACAAAAUCCAGAAGGACAUCGCAGAGCUGACCGCCAAUCAGGCAAAGCUUGACCAGCUGUGCCAGACAGAGGAGCCCGUCCGCUUCCUCCAGAUCUAUCAGUCUCUUCCCGCACCACCUGUGCUGUCAGCCUCACCUUCACCCUCCACCGACCCCAGCCUCUCCUUCGGCCCCAUGAUGACGGCUUUGUCGGAUUUCAAAGGACUCAUGCAGGAGGUGUGUCAGGGCGGAUUUGUCAGCAUCUACGAGAGAGUGAGAGAUGUGACGAUAGUAGGUUCUGAGAAUCCUCCAGCUCAGAGUGACACGGCCGUCACUGGUCCGUCCAGAUCAGCUGCACAGCCAGAAGCGUCUGCAGGACAUAGUUUCUGCAGAGCGGCAGGGGUUCAUUAGAUAUUCACCUCUGAGAUGUGGGCGGGAUCAUUGGCACAAAGCAAACCCCCUCACUUCCCGUCAUCCAUCUGUUUACACUCUCUCCUAGUGGCCCACAGCCCCUCACACCCCCAAACCUGACAUCAGCGGAGGAACCAAAAUGGCAGCAGCAUCAGGGCCGUCCAGAUGUACAGUUUAGAUCCAGAUUCCAGGGAGCUUUUGCCCCCCCCCAGCGUAUUUUCUAUGUCACAAAUGCAAUCUU